UCUGUGAUCCUUGCAAGGAGAAACAAGUGAAGAACGAAAUCUGACAUCUGCUAGGUGUUGUGUUUACAUCUGAUAUACAUUUUUUUUUUUUUAAUUGUGCCUUGAGAAAUGACGUCUGAUAGCCGAAGGCUGAUUUAUUACUUUUUAUUUAAAGUUUCGGGAAAACACCCUUUAUGAGCUCCCUCUUCGUAUUGUAAAACAAGACGCAAUGGAAUCUUCUGCGUUAAACGUGGCCCAUCAGCAGCACCGUAAAGCUGACACACAUCUCCGAUACAAACGGUUUGAUGAAGCUGUGCAGUGCCACCAAAAUGCUGCAUCAAUGUUGAAAGAAGCAAUGAAGCUUACUAGUGUAACUAGAGCUCUAGAAUCACUACAUUUACAGCAUGAUUAUCAUGUGAGACAGCAAGAAAUAAUAAGGUUGAAGAAGGAUCAGUUUGAAACAUUUAAGAGAGCUCUUGAAAAUAAGAAGAAGAUGUCCUUUAAGUUUGUGAAAGAUGAAAAUCUAUCUUCUCUGCAACAAGAGGAGGGAAAGAAUAAUCUUCAGUUAGCCAUUUACAAAACAAUGGAAGAAGCAGACUCUCUCUUGCAGUUGCUUGUACAUCAUGGUGAUGGAGGAAGUGAUGCUGAUGACUCACAAGAAACAUGUGCACAGCCAGUAGCGGCUGUUAUUGAGGGCAGCAAACGACCUAAGGAUGAACAAACAGUGAUUGAGGAACUUCGAACACUUAACAGUCAAUUGAGGGCCCUUGUAAUGCAGCUCAUCACUCAACUAGAUGCCAGUGUGCGUGAAACAGAGCGCCUGCAAUCUGUGGUGCAGAGAUUGGAAGCUGAAGCAGCUGCUCGUGAAAAUGCUCCGCCUGGAACAGGUAUAAUCAGUGAAACUAAUGGUACCUCAGACUGCCAUCACACAGUGACUGCAGGAUCUGCAGGUGGAAGUUCUCCUUUUGUGUUCUCUCCCUGUGGAGACCUGGAGGGUGAUGCGAAUUCCUCACCCCGUGAGCUGCCUGUUCUUGCACCUUUAGAAAUGCCAGAAUUUGACUUCUCUGUCUUCAGUAAGAGAGCUUCUUCCGAUAGUACACUUUGACAACUUCAGUAUAUUGCUUUCAUGAGCAUUAUAUAAUGGCUACAAGGUUGUGAAAAGUCUCUUAAGAUAUUAUGAAAUGAGUAUGUAUGUGACAGAGAGACAGAAGUAUAAAUUCUAGAAAAGUUGUAUGUAAAGGUGCCAAUAUUGUAAAUAACAAAGUUGUGUGUAUUUGCUACUACUUAUAUCACCAUCAUGUAUUUGAUACAUGAAGACAUUGUGUGACAAACUUUGACAUUGUCACCAAAUGUUAUAUCUCAGGAAUUACACUGUUAUUGCUGCAGUUUUCCGUGUGAGCUGCGUGUUGAUAGUAGCACACCUUAAUUAUGUUUGAUUUUUCAAGUGCAAUUUGUAACACUUGUGGACUUGACUUGACCGGGAGGAAAUUCAGUGCUUUAUGUUUAUUGUUUUUCCACAAACCUGGUUCAUUGAAUACAAUUUUGUAAUAUUUCUAUAUAAUUUCCAAAUCCCAGAUUAAAUAUUUUUUUUGUUAUUGAA
This is a messenger RNA of Schistocerca cancellata (South American locust), 1579 nucleotides long. Its product is annotated as nuclear receptor-binding factor 2-like. Bases 209 to 1084 code for a protein of 291 amino acids. NCBI's taxonomy places the organism in Eukaryota, Metazoa, Arthropoda, Insecta, Orthoptera, Acrididae. Gene Ontology annotation, biological process: autophagy. The transcript has 5 exons. The record is from RefSeq and is a predicted model, not a curated record.